CCCAAUAUCAUGCCCAAUAUUUACACGGUUAACAGCACACUUUUACGUGGUGCUCUGUGAUUCUACGUGCUUCAUCUCUGUUUCAUUUGAAAAAAUGGAACUCGUCUCGCUUCGGUGUGUGUCAGGAUUCUGUGCCCGGCGCGAAGCGGCCGUGCAAUGAUGUCGGCGACGAGCUUAUGUUAAUGUAGACUGUCACCAAUGGUUGGAGCCAUGCGUGAGCCUGAGCUGGACGAUGACUCCAGUCAUCUACCGGACUGGAAGUUGCCGCUGGCGUUCAGCAAUGCUCGACACGCGUCUGAGCCCUGCGAAAGCAUCCCCACACAGACGUGGCGGAUGAAAGAACGGAUGAAAACGGUCAGCGUGGCUCUUGUGAUGUGCCUAAACAUUGGUGUGGAUCCACCAGAUGUGGUCAAGACGCAACCGUGCGCACGACUUGAGUGCUGGCUUGACCCACUCCAGUCGCCCCCACAGAAGGCUCUGGAGAGCAUCGGAGCGGCACUGCAGAAGCAGUAUGAGCGGUGGCAGUCGCGUGCUCGCUACAAGCUCAGCCUUGAUCCCACCGUGGAGGAGGUCAAGAAGCUUUGCUCCUCACUCAGGCGCAACUCCAAGGAGGAUCGUGUCCUCUUCCACUACAAUGGCCAUGGUGUGCCCAAGCCAACCAUCAAUGGCGAAAUCUGGGUCUUCAACAGGACAUACACGCAGUACAUCCCGCUGUCCAUGUAUGACCUGCAGCAGUGGAUGGGUGCUCCGUCCAUUUAUGUGUAUGACUGCUCUUCUGCGGGCCUUAUCCUCGAGUCAUUCAACAAGUUUGCCAUCCAGCAUGAACGUGAGUUCGAGAUCUCGCUGGGAAGCGUCAAGGGGCAGGCGCCACCCUGCUACCGGAGCUGCAUCCAGCUUGCUGCUUGCCGCCAGCACCAGGUACUGCCGAUGAACCCAGAGUUGCCAGCGGACUUGUUCACAUCAUGCCUGACAACGCCCGUGCAGAUGGCUCUCAGGUGGUUUGUGCUGCAGAAGGCAAGCCGGCUAGUGCCCAGUGUGACACUUGAGUUGCUAGAGCGAGUUCCAGGCCAGCUGCAUGACCGGCGCACUAUGCUGGGUGAACUGAACUGGAUCUUUACAGCCAUCACAGACACCAUCGCGUGGAACGUGUUGCCCAAGGCACUGUUCCAACGCCUGUUCCGACAGGACCUGCUAGUUGCGAGCUUGUUUCGCAACUUCUUGCUGGCAGAACGGGUGAUGCGUGCGUAUGACUGCCAGCCUGUGUCACAGCCUGCACUGCCGCCAACCUUCCAGCACCCCAUGUGGCAAGCCUGGGACCUGGCACUGGACUUGUGCCUGGCUCAGCUGGCACGAGUCCAGCAGGGGCAUCCCUUUCAGCACUCGCCCUUUUUCGCCCAGCAGCUGACAGCCUUCCAGGUGUGGCUAACCUUCGGCUCGGAGCAGUCGGCUCCGCCGGAACAGCUGCCCAUUGUUCUGCAGGUGCUGCUCAGCCAGAUCCAUAGGGUGCGGGCACUCGACCUCCUAGGCAGGUUCCUCGACCUGGGCCCCUGGGCGGUCAACUUGGCUCUGUCAGUGGGGAUCUUCCCAUACAUCCUGAAGCUGCUUCAGAGCUGUGCCCGGGACCUUCGACCACUGCUCGUUUCCAUCUGGGCCAAGAUACUGGCUGUCGACCAGUCGUGUCAAGUAGACCUCGUUCGAGACAAUGGCCAUCGCUACUUCCUGAGUGUGCUAUCAGACCUGUCCAUGCCGCCGGAGCAUCGAACCAUGGCUGCCUUUGUCAUGUCGUGCAUCGUGGCCAACUACCCCAGCGGACAGGAGGCAGCUUUGAAAGGCAAUGUCAUAGCCCUCUGCACGGAGCAGCUGACAGACAGCCACCCUCGGCUUCGCCAGUGGCUUGCCAUCUGUCUUGGCCGCACUUGGAAUGGCUACACAGCUGCUCGUUGGUGUGGCAUCCGGGACAGUGCUCACGAGAAACUUAGUACUCUACUUGCAGACCCUGUGCCAGAGGUCCGAGCUGCUGCAGUGUUUGCACUCGGCACCAUACUCAACUGCCCUGCCAAGCGCACUGACCAUGCUGAUACCAUAGACCACAACAUCGGCAUGACCCUCAUCUCAUCAGUGGCCAAUGAUGGCAGCCCAAUGGUCCGCAAGGAGCUGGUGGUGGCAUUGCAGUGGCUUCUCUUCGUGUUCGAGACCCAGUUUGUGGCUGUAGCAUACCAGUACCUGGAGGAAGAAACCUCCAAGGAGGCUGUCCAUGCUAACAACUUGGGCAACCUACUGAGUCCUGCCAGUGCAGAGAUCACACCACUUGGCAUGAAGAAGGUGGCAUCACGAGACCGGCUCAAGCUGCUGCCCAUCACCGGAAACCUGCUGUCGGGUGCUGCCGUGGUGGAGGGCCUGCCAGAGCCCCCGCCUGUGUUACUGGCCCAGCAGCAGCAGCAGCAGCAGGCGCCCGUACAAGAGAAGAUGCGGCGUGUGUCUUCCAGCACGUCCAUCUGCAGCCUGGGCAGCAUCCUGGGCAGCUAUGGCAGUGUCUAUAGCCAGGUGUGGCGUGCACUGGUCACCCUGGGCAACGACCCACACCCUGAGGUGGCCACCAUGGCCCGCCUGCUGCUCAAGGCCUACCGUGAUAAGGCUCAGUCAAGCUUUGAGGCCAAGAAGUGCCGGAAAAGCUCUGUAUGCCACUCGGAGCCAUCAUCCCCUUCGGGAAAGAUCAGCUACCUGUCAAGUGAGUCCCCUCCACCGACAUCUAUGAACCUGAGCCUACGACCACCGGUGCAGACACCCACUCGAAGCCACCAGUUCCAGCAUACAGCUCACUUCAGCCGGUCACGUAAGAUCUUCGACCGAGGCCCCGAUGUGCCUGCACCGGUGGCAGAGGACGACACGGAAGAGCACCUCAAUGCACGCAGCUCAUCACCCUUGGUGACAACAGGCUUUGUGGACUGGUGCUCCCAAUACUUCACCCGUCCGCUCAACAAGAUUUUGGAUGUGCCUCAGCUGGGAGCAGGGGACUCCUUGACCGCUAGGGAGUCCCCCUGGUGCCAAGUGCAGGUUACACAGGCCUCAGACUCCGAAAGCAUGGAGCACCAGCAGCGGGAGUGGAGGUUUCUGCGUAAUGCACGGAUAAGGUUGGCUGCGCAGGCUGAACGUCGGAAAACUGCAACUGGAGCGCGCCUGGACGAGCAGGUGUUCUACAGCCGGUGCCCCAGCGUUCCUACCUGUCUAGCCUUUCACCCGCAUGAGGCAGAGCUCUGUGUUGCCAACAGGGAUUCCUAUAGUCUCUGGGAUGAUCAUGGGAACCUUCAGAGCUGCCACAUGAACGAGAAUCCUGCACAGACGCGCAUCACGGCUCUCACCUACCUAAAUGCACAUGAUGUACCACUCCUACUUCUGGGAUCAGAUGACGGAGCCGUUCGUGUAUGGCGAAACUACAGCUUGUCCAACCGUGAAUUGGUGGCAGCCUUCCAAGCCCUUGGAGACGUUCCGAUGACAGCAAGAGGAUCUGGCAUGGUGCUAGAUUGGGAUCAAGAGACAACAACGCUGAUCACAUCUGGUGAUGUCAAGGUCAUUCGUGUCUGGGAUACCAAUCAGGAGAAAAAAGUGCUGGACAUGCCGACUGGCGCAGACUACCCCAUCACAAGUCUCUCCAUUGACCACGAGGGCUCCUUGCUAGUUGCUGGAUGUGGUGAUGGAACCAUCCGGGUCUAUGACCGGCGGCUACCACCUGCAGACUGCCGCAUCAUGACACUUCGGGAACACAACAGCUGGAUUGUGAACGUGCAUCUAAAUGUUAGGGAGCGCCGCAUCACCAGUGGCUGUGUGACCGGUGAUGUGCGCUUCUGGGAGCUGGGUCAGAGCUGCUCAACGCACACGGUCUCCACACACGUCGACAUGACUGCCAUGGCUGUCCACCCGGUCUUUGAUGUCUUUGCAUGUGGGUCAGCCAGCCAGCAGAUCAGUGUGUUCAACAAGGAAGGGGACAACAUGGGCUCCAUUCGUCACCAUGACUGGUUCAUCAACCAGCGUGUUGGUCCCGUCUCCUGCCUGGCCUUCCACCCGUACAAGAUGUGCCUGGCUUCAGGAAGCACAGACUCCAUCAUUGGGGUCUACACAACCGACCGCAAGCACUGAUGGAGCCAAGCGGACCGUGCCUUACAGGAUGUGGAAAAGAGAUGUGACCACUGCACUCAGUGCAUGUCGGCAGGCGCUCCUGAGUCUACCGUGCCAUUCUUUGUAAAUGUCAAGUAGGGUCAAGCAGUUGCAUUGGUAGUGCUUGAUGCCUGUUCACCAGCGUCAACUGCUCUUUCCGAUCGGGGAAUCAGAAAUGAUGCCCUGUAUCUCCACUCUUGAUCAGUUCUGUGCCUCUCAUUGAGUUUAUUGCUUGUAGCGGCCCCAGCAAUCUUUCCUUGUUGGGCACCCUGUUUUUGAGGCUAGCGUUGUAGUUAGCCGUGCGGCUAGUGCCAUCUCAUCACCUGUGGUUCGGAUCCAUUCUGCUUGUAAACUAGUGCUUGCAGGAGAUUGUCACAAGGCUUGCCACUCUGGCACUGUGAGUCUAGCUGACUCAACUUGUCUGACACUGUCACUAAAAGUUUGGUAAAUGUGGCCUUUUUUACAGUGGCUGCAGUCUCACAGAAUAGCCGUGAAAUGUUGGUGCCUGCUAAAAGUGCUUAGGAGAAAAGAAAUGGAAAUUGGGAGUUUUGUGCAAGCAACCAGGAGUGUCAUGAAGUACCUGUCACGGAUGUGCCUAGUCAAAGUGUGGAAGCUGUUUGCCAACUGUUAAGGUUGUUUUGACUGUGCUUGUUGCUGUGCGGAAAGCUGACUAGAAAUUGUGUACAGGGAAUGUGACAAAAGUUGAUGCUCUUGUGUUUCUUUCUUGAAGCUAGUAUAGCUGGCUGUUUUAGUUAUUGCAUAUAUAUAUAUAUAUAUAUUUUUUUUUUUUCUUAUAGAAGGCAUGUUAGGAGGCAGCUUUUUUUUGUUGCUGGGGAAACAUUCAUCAUGUGUCAUAGUGUUCAUCCAAAACUGUCAUUUUGUACUUUCAAACUUACCUGCUUUAGACAUUGUGGAUGAACUGAAGAAGUCCCACGUUUUUCUGUUCAGUGAAAGUUUCUGUUCAAACUUUUUCUGUGACAUAGCAGUGUUGGUCUGUUCAAGCAACUUGUCUUCAUUAAACGCACUGCGUCUUUUACUAGUAUGUAGCCAUUCUGGGUGUAAAAUGUGGACAGCACUUGGAAUAAUGUAGAAAAGGUAUACAAACCAUUUGUUGAAUUUAUCUAGUAAUACCUCUUGCAUGUGCUUUGUUUUGUACAUAAGUUGCUGUGCGUUGCACAAAAUUGUGUUAACAUGAGUGAAAAAAAUGGCCUAAUGACAGCCUUUAUUGUUAUGUAAUUUAUCCAAGAGCCAAGUGACAUGAGCUGGCUGUCAUGCGAGAGAUAGGGGCAUCCACUGAAAAAUUGCUCAUCCAUAUAGCGCAUAAUAUUUUGUGUGUGGACUUUCUCUUGCAUAUUAUUUACGAGGAAAUGAAAAAACCAUUAAGCGCACACAUUCUUCCCAUCUGGCAUGUCACACAUAAGAACAACCACAGAACCAAAAGGGCAAAAAUGUACACUAUAGUGACCAAAGUCUUAAACAAAAACACACUAUGUUCCGACCUCCGCAUGGGGGCCCUGUUGAAGUCCAAGGUUCGACAGAAGCCCAUCCAGUUAGCAUGAAACAUUCUAAUGGGUAAAAAAUGCACGCUACACCAAACAAAGUUUUUAACAAGUGGACAAGACAUUUGUGAGCAAGGCUCCUGUGCAUGGGCUGAAACAGUCUUUUCAUGAAAAACUUUGGUCAGUAUAGUGUGCAUCUUUUACCCUUUGGAAUGUUUCAUCUUGACCAGACAGUCUACAAUUGAACCUUAGACUUAACCAUGGCAUUAUGUGGCACCUGACACAUUGCGAUAAAUGCCUGAGAAGCCUGGGUUCUCUGCGCAGACAAAAUGUGAUCGUUGUCUUUGGCAUGGAGAUGGGCAGAAGCAAUGACUGCUGUCUGCAGGUCAGACGAACUGUCGCUGCCAUUAUGGUGCUGCCAUGUAGCAUGUGACAGCAUAUGAUUGGUUCAUUGACAGGGUUUUAGAUCCAAAACUUACUCUGAAGGCUUGAGGUUAAUUUUGACCACACAGGUAUCUUUAACAUGCAUUCAAAAAACACAGUCUGCCAGUGUUUUUACGGUUUGCACUCACUGUAGUGGGUAACGUGACCUUGCAACAAGCAUGAUCAGCGGAGCAGGGAAAUGACAAGUCAGCCAAUAUCAACAGAGCAUUGUCCAAGGACCUGGUAUGCUUGGACUAUAACAUUCAAUAUGAGCUGCCAGAAGCCAUUAUCAGUGUAAGGCUCUCGAGAAAAAAGUUGAGAGGGUUUCCUCAUUCCAGCAAUGUGCACAUAUUCCCUGCUUUCUGUUGUCUGCUUUCUUUGUGGAGCGAUACUAGACUGGGCUACCAAGUAACUGUCACUCCAUCAAGAAAAAAAAUAAAAAGAGGAAAAAAAAUGGUUACGAAGCUACAGCACCAGUCUACCGUGACGAAGCGUGCUGUGCUAAGGGCAUCCGCACUGGCCAACGGGCCAGCGUAUUAUCACUCCGCAAAGAAAGCAGACAAUGGAAAGCACAGGGGUAUGUUCAUUGCUGUAAUGACGAGACCCUUGCCACUUUCCUCUCAAGCACGUCACUGCGGCCACAGCUUGUGCCUUGCAGCUGAUAAUGAAUGCGAUGGUAUGUUGGCUACACAUGCAAGAACAGCAGUGGUCAGAAUGGUAGUUGCACUCUCACAACUGGGGUGCUGAAAAAAAGAAAUGAAAAAAAAAAAUGGCCCCUACCUCUGCAGUCCUCGUCCUAGCUAGUCAUUAAAAAAGUAAUCUUGGAUCAGAAUAUUAUUGACUUUAACAGGGGAGUGAUUUCUUGGUUUUAAAGAAAUCUUGAAAUACGAGGCAGACACUAGCUAUGUGAACAAAAGACAAAAAAAAUUAUUAAUGUGAGGUAGGCACUGAUUAAAGUACUGUGUUAAGGUGAAGCUUACAAUGUACAAAUCAGUGUGUAAAUGCAGCCAGAGACAUAGUGCAAUGUCUAAUAUGUACAUCUCUGAUUCGUACCUUAGCAACAACUUCAUUCAGUCGUAUUGGCUCAUCUCCAGUAUAACUUGAAGCACCGUGAAGACGAGCACAGGAAUCGAAAAACACACACACAUAACAGGAUGAGCGCUAAACGACCAAUGGAAAAUUUUAUUGAAGGAACAACCAGCUUUAUACCAUCUCAAAAAAAAAGAAAACUGAAAGGUUGAAGGGCAUGUGUACUGCUUACAAGUAGAGGUGUUUAUCUCUACUUGUAGGCAGUGCGCAUGCCCUUCAAUCUUUUGGUUCUUGUUAGCAUAUUUUUUUUCUGACAUGGUAUAAAGCUGGUUGAUCCUUCAAUAAAAUUUUCAGUUGGCAGUUCAGCACUCGUCCUGUUUGUUUUCAAUUCCGGUCCUUGUCUUAAUGCUGCUUCAAGUUAUUUUUCAUUGCCCUUGAACCCUUGCAUAGCAAAAAAAAAAAAAAGACAGAAAAAAAAUUGAGUAGAGCGCUUUCAGUUGUGUCCUUAUACAGUUUAGAAAAAAAAAAAGCCAUUAUUAGGUUUAACCUCUUAACCGUUGAUGAUAACUCGUUAUCACAAGGAGCAUCCUCUGGUGCCAAUGACGAGUUCACUCAUGAAUUUUUGGAAAUUUUUGCAAAACGAUUGCCGAAAGAUGUGCAAAAAUUGUUUUGAAAAAAUUGGGUCCUUUGGGGGAAUUUGUCACGGCGGUUAAGGGGUUAAACAGUGCUUUGUGAUGAGUGUGCAGCAAUGUUUCAUGCAAGUGCACUAUCACAAGCUCCUUACAUCAUCAAGAUCUCAAUCUUUGCGACGUAUUUUGUGUACUGCGAUGAUUUUGUUAUUUCACUGUAAUGUUAACACUCAUCAUAUAAAGAGUUGUUUUGUUCACCA
Dermacentor andersoni is the source of this 7992-nucleotide messenger RNA. RefSeq names its product regulatory associated protein of MTOR complex 1 (gene raptor). The record is from RefSeq and is a predicted model, not a curated record. Gene Ontology annotation, molecular function: protein-macromolecule adaptor activity; protein binding. Gene Ontology annotation, cellular component: cytoplasm; TORC1 complex. NCBI's taxonomy places the organism in Eukaryota, Metazoa, Arthropoda, Arachnida, Ixodida, Ixodidae. Gene Ontology annotation, biological process: cellular response to amino acid stimulus; regulation of autophagy; TORC1 signaling.